Lachancea lanzarotensis is the source of this 873-nucleotide messenger RNA. RefSeq names its product LALA0S03e05358g1_1 (gene ASR1). Gene Ontology annotation, molecular function: ubiquitin protein ligase activity. The coding region runs from base 1 to 873 and encodes 290 amino acids. Gene Ontology annotation, biological process: protein ubiquitination; interstrand cross-link repair. The record is from RefSeq and is a predicted model, not a curated record. Gene Ontology annotation, cellular component: nucleus. The transcript has a single exon. Lineage: Eukaryota; Fungi; Ascomycota; Saccharomycetes; Saccharomycetales; Saccharomycetaceae.
AUGAGUCGCGACGAGUGUCCAAUUUGUCUGGAACAACUGGACGAAACUAGAGCUUGUUUGGUAGAAUGUGGCCAUGCAUACCACUUCGAAUGCAUCAGGAAAUGGCACCAGCAAUCACAAGAUCUAAAGUGCCCUACGUGCCGUAGAGAGUCGCGAUAUUUGAAGCAGAUAGUUUCAAAUGUAGUAGUGGACAUUGAGAAGUACUUUAGUGCAAAUCGGGUCAUUUCCGAGGUUGUCGAAGGGCUAAGUGGCUUGACACUUGGAUCGGAAGAAGACCGUAGACAAAGCUGGACUUUGCGGUCAAUGGAAUGCGGAAUUUGUGGAGCUCUCAACUCGGAUAUCGAUCAUCAUUGCACUGUUUGCCAUACCGCAUUUCAUGAGCGCUGUUUGCGAAUAUUGCAGGUGGAGGUAGGCGAUUUCUGCAGCGGCUUGUUCUGUUGCAAUUGCCACCAGGCUUUCCUAAACUCUGGCCAGGAUAUUAGUGUCCGAGGUGAAACUAUCCAGGCUCUGGUUCUGCCACACGCACGAACUCAGGUGGCUUUACAAGCUGCAUCCAGCAGGAAUAGAUCUGAGUUAGAUGAGUCAUGGAUGUUGUUAUCACAGUUACGAACGGAAGUACAGGUGCAGGCCAUCGCAGACCACAAAAGAAGCAUACAAAAUCAUGUUCGAAGAGCUUUGCACUCUCAUUACGAAGAGGUUUCCUCUGGCUGUAAGGCAAUCGACAAAAAACAGUUUACGGAUAUUAAUAAGACCGUGUCACGGAGGCUUUAUCGAAUGUCUGGUUACAGAUAUUGCCCCCAUGCUAUUAACUACGACGACGAAGCUCAAGUUCUGAUUCGAGAAGAGCUGUCUAGACUUUGCACGGGAACGUGA